Messenger RNA from Aspergillus fijiensis CBS 313.89, 2421 nucleotides. RefSeq names its product putative ARS binding protein Abp2 (gene abp2). NCBI's taxonomy places the organism in Eukaryota, Fungi, Ascomycota, Eurotiomycetes, Eurotiales, Aspergillaceae. The transcript is spliced from 2 exons. Gene Ontology annotation, molecular function: DNA replication origin binding. Bases 1 to 2421 code for a protein of 806 amino acids. The record is from RefSeq and is a predicted model, not a curated record.
AUGGAAGCUUCGUUUCCAAAUGUAAUGAACCAGCCGGUCCAACCAGUUCAACCGGUCCAGCCAGACCGGACGGAAUUAGGGCCUCCGCCGAUGAUUAUCCAGCAGUACGCCAGGUAUCCUGCUCCGGAGCCUGGCUUACAUAGCGCAUCUUCAAUAGGUAGUGCUCGCAGUCAGAUUACCACCUCCAAAUCGCCCCCUCUUCACCGCAAAGCUACCCCGCGCAGCUUACAAGCAUCGCCAACCGCCCCACGCCCUGGCGUGCCCCCAGUACUAGCACCGGCACAGGUACCAACUCCAACACCAGCACCAGCACCAGCACCAGCGCCAGCACCAGUGCCAGUGCGCCAAGCACCCUCAUUGUCUCCUCCCAACUAUGACUCUUUGCGCCAGAGGUCUACUCGAGAACAGAUGGAAUCGGCUGAGACCCGGUCUCUUCCGUCUCGCGACAUCACGGACGCAAACAUCGACGAUGCAUACAUUAUGUUUAUAUUCUAUUGUAAUCCGAAUGUCCCUUUGUCGAUGGACACCUCGGAGUUACGAAAGACCUUCAGAUGCCCUCCACGGAGUGAUGGAAAGAGCUUCAGUAUAUUUGCGCUUUACGAACUGAUCAAGAAGCUGGAUUGCAAAGAGUUAAAGACCUGGAUUCAGCUGGCUAUCGAGCUGGGGGUAGAGCCGCCCUGCAUGGAAAAGAAACAAAGCACGCAGAAAGUUCAGCAAUACGCAGUGCGACUUAAGCGCUGGAUGCGUGCGAUGCAUGUCGAUGCCUUCUUUGAAUAUUGUCUAGGACACCCUCAUCCUUAUUAUACUCAGCUCCCGCCUAGCGGUAUUAUAAGCGAGAGCCGGGAUGGGGUACCACUCGAAGAAGAUCUUGCCUUGCGAGCGCUCGUCCCUCAGUGGAAGCCAAAACGCGGGCGAAAACGAGCCGAACUUGAGGCGAUGGAGAAGGCCGCCAAACGACCACAACUUGACACAUCCAUGAACGUGAUUCACCCAGGCCCCUUUUCCGGGCAGACCUCGACAUUUCCCACCAGCGCUAUUCCAUUCAGUGCAUUUCCUGAUGAGAUAGAGUCGACUGAUCCGUGGAUGGGAAAUGCGCAUACAUUUUCAACUGAGGGUCCAUCUGUGACUCAUGCUCCCCAGCAAAGUCAAGAUCUGCGAUGGAAGCAUAUUGAACGCGAUGCUUCGCCCAACGGCUAUCCCCAUUCUGCCAUUAUCCCCAGAAGUAAUCAUCAAUCGGAAAUCUUCAUUCAGCCUGCAGAGCCACGCUCAGCAGUGACACCAUCCACUGGCGAGAAGACACGCCCCAAACGGCGUCAUGGCCCCGCUGUAUCAUCUGCCUGGCCUAGUAACAAUGGGAGCAAUGGAAAGACACGGGGUAGACCUCCCAAUCGAGGAACAGUGUCAGGCCCCUUUUCAUCCUUCCCAGUGAACCCUGUCCGCUCUGAAUCCACCCAUCAACCGAACUCCGCAAUCCGAUCAUCUCCUGCCAUUGUUCUCGAUCAAGAGCACACUAACCGGUUUAGUGACUCACCAUACCAGCAAUCACCUACACCAUUCAAUUUAGGUCCCAAACCGAAUAAGCUGCAGCUCCAGGUUCCACAGCAUCCUGGAGGACCAGUGCGCCUCGCGACACCGCCCACCUUGGCGGUAAAUGGAGUCCAUAGCGCCUCUGGCAUGAUGAAAACCGAGAAUAACCAGCGCAACGGGACUCUGGCACCACUCUACGACUAUGCUGGCAAUGUGGGUGUCACCAAUCCCUCAUCUUAUGCCAAUCGCAACCUUGUGCAGCAAACAGAGAUUACAGCGGACGACGUUGUACGUGUUCUAGCAGGCGAGCUACUGCGUGGUAGGGUUGUCGGUCGGUCCGCUCCUCUCAGUGCGGAAGAGGGCCGGGGUUUGGCAUCAUCUGUUGUCUCAAGCCUCACAUCCACAUACGCGAAGAUACCAGGCGGUUCAGCGGCCCUCAUGUCCGCGUUACACCUGGGUCUCGGACACCAAUUCGGCUAUCCCGGAGUCACCGAAAGUGUGAUGACCAUCCACAUCGAGAUGAUGCCUUCGGCUUCCUCCACUGCACCAAACGUUGAUGGAACCCCUUCAAAUCACGUAUAUACGAUCACUCACGAGUACAAGCACGGGCUACGGUUCUCGACCAAAGUGACAUACGGAAACCUUAACAUUGGCAAAUCGGACAGUAACAAGUUUGAAAGCUCGUUCCGGGCAACGGACGAGCUGGACAACAGUGUUGCCGAACUAGACAGCAUCACCGAUGCUGAAUUCGACGUGGAAGGCGCGGAUGGAAACGUCUCCGAAGCCACGUGGAGGCAAAGGUACCUCAAGCUUCGUGCGCAGAUGCAGAAGAAGGAACGGUCUCUCUCUAAUUAUAAGCGCAAGAUCUUAGAGUCUGUAAUGGCAGACCUCUAA